AUGGAUAAAUUACUGUUUUUGGUGACACUUUGCUGUUUAGUGGGAUUUAUACGCUGCAAUUUAACCAGUUCAAAUAUUGAACGGGGAUACGUAUUUACAAUACCUAACAGGCUUUUAGCUGGUGAAACUGUAAGUGGAUGCCUGUCUUUGCACAAUUUAGAGCCUCCAGCGCAUGUUCUUCUGGAACUAUUAUCUCAGCCAUCAGAACAGGGUGUAUUGUCUAGUACUGACACCGUCUUAACGACAGGUAUAGAAACAUGUUUGGAACUGAUGAUACCGACGCCACAAGACACAACCGUCUUUCUUCGACUGACGAUUAAAUUCGAGAAACAUCCCGAAUAUGUAGUGAAUGUAAUGAAAAUGAUGGAAAUUCAGCAGAAUUCUCUGAUCACUUUUGUGGAAACUGAUAAACCAAUUUAUAAACCUGGUCAAGAUGUUAAUAUUAGAAUUCUUAUGCUUAAACAUGAUUUGAAGCCUUGGAAAAAACCGAUUUCAAAAGUAUGGAUUGAAACUCCGGCGGAAGUGAGAGUGGCACAAUGGUCAAACGUGAGCACGGAGAACGGGAUGGUACAGUUGGCAUUUCCUUUGUCGUCAGAACCACGCUGGGGAAUGUGGAAGAUUAAAGUGGAGAAAUAUUCAAACCCUCAGCUGAUUCACACUACUACAUUCGAAGUAACUAAAUACGUUCUACCAAGAUUCCAAAUAUCAAUAACUUCCCCGAAAUAUGUACUUGCGGAUGCAGAGAACGUUACAUGGAACAUCUGUGUCAAAUAUAGCUACAAUAAACCCGUAAAAGGUACUCUGCUGUUAAAAUUAACACCGGACAUACCUCAUUGGCGAAUAACGUAUAACGUUACCGAAAUACGUUACAAAACGGAAAUGGAUUCACCAGACGGAUGUACAAAAUUUGCACUUUCUGGAUCGAUUCUUAAUUUGCCACGAUGGAGCGUAGACCCGGAAAACAUUAUUCUACUAGCGAAUUUCACAGAAGCCGGUACCGGAGUAGUAGAAACUAUGAUCAAUUGGACGCCAGUGAAGCACGAGGCCUUAAAAAUCGAAUUCGCCCAAUACAUGCCUAAAUACUUUAAGCUGGAUUUACCUUACCAUGGAAAGUUACGAGUUCUGCGACAAGACAAUACCCCAGCUCCGACCGAAAAGAUUCAGCUUUGCUUAAAAGUCCGUAGAAAACACAGAUUGUACCAUGACGUGGUCGAAUGCCGUGAUUUUACAUCGUCCGCCGAUGGUUUCAUUGAUUUCAUUGUACCACCUCAACACAAGAACGUCAUUUUGUUAAGUUUCGUUGCCACCGCCGUUGAUUAUUCAAUGAAAUAUUAUGCGCCCGAGAAUCGAUGGAAAGUAUUUAUGAAUCAACCUUCGGCGCAUAUCAACGUGAAUCCAUGGUACUCCCCAUCUGAUAGUUACUUGGCUGUGGCAAGAGGAAGUCAGCCCAUCGUAUGUGGAGAAAAAUAUUCCUUCAACGUCAUGUAUACGAUACCCCCGGACACGGAAGUCAACGAAUCCAUUUUAUUCCAUUAUUCUAUCAAUUCGAAAGGCGAUAUCUUGAUAUAUGGACACGUGAAGCACAAGCCCGGUCGUGAUACCAUAUUAAACUACUCUGAGUUUCGCAAUUUAUUGGGUAGCCUUGAAUCUUCGGAAAAUAAAACCGAUCAAGAUCCCAUUGUACACAGAUUCCCAUUAAGCGUGAAAGUAACAUCAAGCAUGGCACCAAUAUCCGAACUGUUACUCUAUUACGUGCGAUCUGAUGGUGAAAUCGUGGCUACGACAUACACGAUCGAGGUUGGUCAUUGUUUCGAGAACAAGGUGAAAACUGCGUGGCACACCGACGUUCAAACACCAGGAUCAACGACUCAGUACCACAUGGAAGCAGCACCAUGGUCACUGUGUGCGAUUUCGGCUAUCGACAAAUCGACACUUUUCUUGGGUGGAUUGAAAUCCAACUUGAUUAAUGCCGCUCAGACAUUCGAACGAUUGAAAAUGUAUCAUCCAACCUCGGAUCUUCGUGAGAACUGGAUGCAGACUAAUUGCAAAAUGUCGGCACCUAAUGAAGAGUUCGCUCAUCUGCCACAUCCUGCGGUACAACGGGGUCUAGGAUGGCUUCGAAAAAGGCGUUCGAAUACUUACCACAGAUCGGUUGAUUAUGUUAAUGCCAUGCAAGCCUUCAAUGAUUUCGGAGUGGUUGUGAUGAGCAAUCUCGUACAAAAAGCACGACCUUGUUCAGUAGGAUUCUCAGAACAGUUGUAUGUAUCCAACAGUAUGAGGAUGAUGACAAUGGAUAGAACUGUGAUCGAUUCCGCGGUUGCGGCUGCAGCAAUGGAUCCAGGGGUAGAAUACGUUGACGAAAGUUUCGAUCAGACGCCCACUCUUAGAUCAUAUUUUCCUGAAACAUGGUUAUGGGAAUUAGUGCCUACUGGGAAAGAAGGUAAAGUGACGAUAGAACGUACACUCCCAGACACGAUCACCGAUUGGGUCAGUUACACAGCGUGCAUAUCACCGAUCCAUGGGCUGGGAAUAGCACCACCAACUACCAUAACAGCAUUUCAGUCGUUCUUCCUCGACUAUAGUUUGCCGUACAGUGUGAAACGUGGAGAAAUGUUUCGUAUGAAAGUCUCUCUCUUCAAUUACAUGCAGCAUAGCUUACCUGUGAAGAUCAAGCUGGAAAAUAUAUCAGGGGUAGAUUUGCAUUUGUCGCACCCGACAGCAUCGUUUUGCGUGAAACCAAGGGACAGUGUUGUCCACGAAUACGUGCUAAGACCACGAGUUAUUGGGGAAGUUAACAUAACAGUUUCCGCUUCCGUAGACACUGACUAUUUUGAUCCCUGUGGACCUCAAACUUUGGUAUUUACACGGGACACAAUUGUGAAACCAAUUCUAAUUCUGCCUGAAGGUUUCCCAGUGGAAGAAACGAAAACGAUGUUAGUUUGUCCGACGGACUUCAAUGAUGAUUCCACAUUCAUGUGGGAAGUGAGGUUCCCCGAGGAUGUGGUACCUGACAGUGGGAGAGCGUAUGUAACAUUGGUAGGGGACGUUUUAGGACCGGCACUCGAGAAUCUGGAUAAACUCGUGAGGGUACCAACGGGCUGUGGUGAACAAACUAUGCUUCUGUUCGUACCAAAUUUUCACGUGUUACGAUAUCUGGAUGUUCUUGAAAUCAAAGUUCCUGCGCUACGGGAGAGAGCGAUCAAAAAUAUGGAAGAAGGAUAUCAAAAAGAGCUAACCUUUAGAAAACCGGAUGGCUCGUAUUCGUCGUUCUCUACCAGUGCAAGUUCCAUAUGGUUAACCGCAUUCGUGUUGAAGUCCUUUGCUCAGGCUCGAAGCUACAUCCACAUCGACGAGCGUGAUCUUGAGAUGACCGCGAAUUGGAUUGUGAGAAAACAAUUGGAGAACGGUUGCUUCCCUAUUAUAGGCACGGUUUUUCACAAACAGAUGAAGGGUGCACUUCAAGAUGAUGGUUCAUCAGCAGCAUUAACAGCCUACAUUGUGAUAUCUUUGCUCAAAUCUCGAGUUCCAUUGCCAGCGUCUCUUAUCAGUAACAGCUUCCGCUGUCUGGAAAAAAUAAUGGAUAAUAGCAACGACGAUCUUUACACUACGAUUCUCACCACCUAUGCAGUAGCACUGUCGGAACAUCCAUUUGCUAAUGCCAGCGUGCAGACGCUGAUGGACCUCGCCACUCGUUACAAUGGUUUGAUUUGGUGGGAGGACAAAACAAAGCCGUCGAUGAGCCUGAGCAUCGAAAUGACAUCUUACGUGAUUCUCACGUUAGUCAAGUUAGGCGGAACUGAGAAUCUGCUUGAAGCUUUGAAGGCUGUACGUUGGUUAUCGAAACAAAGAAACGCCAAGGGUGGAUUCAUAUCCACGCAGGACACGAUUCUCGGUUUAGAGGCACUUGCCGAAUAUGCUAUGACUAUAAGCACUAAAAAUACUGAUUUAUCCGUUCUGGUGACCGCUAAGGAAAUAGACGUUGUGCACAGAUUGUACAAUGAAAAUCGUAUGCUUCUCAAACAAAUUCAUCUACCCGUUUUACCUACGAUCGUUGAAGUCUUUGCUGAGGGCAAGGGUUGUAUUUUAGUCCAGACUAAUAUUAGGUACAACGUUCCACAUACAACCGGUUCAGAUGCUUUCGAUCUCACGGUGGCUGCCAGUUCUGAUGCCUAUGCAAACGAGUGUUCCAUACAGGAUAUUACAAUUUGUGCACGAUAUAAAUUAGCAGACGGGGAAAGCAACAUGGCCUUACUCGAAAUUGGAAUGAUCAGUGGUUAUGUACCUGAUCGAGAGAGCUUGCAGUCGUUGUUACAACCAACAUCAAGAGUGAAACGUUUCGAGGAGGAUAACGAUAUGGUUUCUAUUUACUUUGAUAAAUUGACUAGUCAAAAGAAUUGCAUCUCCUUCAAGAUAAUAAGGGAGAACGUCGUCGAUCGUCUUGAGCCAGCUAAUGUCAAGCUUUACGAUUACUAUCAACAAGAGCUUAUGGUGUCCAGCAGCUAUAAAAUCGCUUCGAUGUGUGGCAGUGCGGAACCAAUUGAUGAAAAACCGGCAAAAAAUUUAACAUUCCAAUUAAGCGCGAUGAGAUUACCAACAAAAGAUGUAUUAAAUUCUUCUUUCGUUGUUAUGAAACACGAACUGGAUGUUCCCGAAGGAAUGGAAGGACCAGUACCGGUUUACGUGAAACCGAAUACGAUUGAUUAUAAAAUGGAGACUACUAUAGCUACCAAUGGGGUGCCUGAAUUGACGCCAACACUUGGAACCGAAGAUCAAACUGUGCAAUGGGGAGAACAGGAACCUGUACAGGAGGAAUUUGACAGUCAGAUAAAGAAUACCACGGACAUCGAGACGGACGUUUGGUCGCCAACGGGAGCGGAACAGUUUUGUCCUAUAUGCAUGGACAAGAUUCCGUCAGACAUCAGGAAUAUUUAUUGUUCGGCAAGUAGCGUGGUUAAAGUGGCUAUUAGACGACUGCGUAAAGCAAGAAUGUUGUUGGAUCUUCAUGCAUCCCGUGAGGUUCAACGGCUUCGUGCCACAGUCGAGUUCACUUUAAGCUCGAAUUGUUCCUGUUCACCAUUAGAUACUCCCGGAAGUCUAGCGUUAAUCAUAAACAAGGAUAACGACUUUCUCGCAUCCGGGGAUCACAAACAGACACUGAACGACUCGUUUUACAUAUACGGAUUGCCCCCAAUUAGCGGUGUGCCCUGUACAGUGGCAGAGGCACGAUCUACCUGUUCGAAUGAAGAAAAGGUUCAAUGCACAUAGGUAUUAGGAUCUCCCGGUCUAUGGUUGAACUGAUCGGAUCUUGCGACCUUUAACCCUUUCGGUAACAAGUGUCAACCGGCAUGACUGAUGACUAUAAUUACCUAUAUUCAAAUUAAAUAUGUAUUUCUACUGAACAAUUUUUUUUUUAUUACACACUGAAUGCAGAAGACACUACAAAUUUCUCAAUUUCUUAAAGUAGUAAACGAAAAGUUUAGAUUGGAAAAUAAAUAAUUACAAUUUGUAAUUAUAAAUAACUCACCAUACCGAAGGGAUUAAACUUCACAAAAUCAUGAAUAGAUUGGCAAGCGAUGAGCAGCGGCUGAUGUACCAUUCUUGCAUUCUCGCCUGAAACGAUUGAAAUUCUUUUUUUAAUGAAAAUAAAUUGCUCCGAUACAGAUUCUCUGCUUGCAGAGAUCAAUUCAUUAAACCAUUACUAAAAAAAAAGUACUCAUUGCUUACCAAUUUACUCGCAAACAUUCGAAACCAAACACUUGGAUUUGCGAACGAAUGUUUACAGCGAUAAGAGAGUGUGAUCAAAUUUUCUCAAAACUUUGAUGGAAAAUUGACCUCGCUCCUGUGUGUGUUCGUGUGUGAGAAUAUAUAUGUAUGUAUGUGUGGGUGAAUAUCACGAUAUUUUUCGUCUAACUUCGCCGCGAGGUAUAUACAUAAUUCCUCUGUUUCUUUAUCUACAAGUAUGUCAAUCAGUUUAUUGUGAAUAAUCAUAGAAUAAGCCAACGCGUGUGUAGCGCACAUAAGAACAUAUGUAAUUUCUCAUCAACGUCGCUAUAGUUAUUAAGGAAUGAUUUCUCUCUGUUUUUUUAAUUAAUUAAUCGAUUGAACUAUGAAUAAAGCUUUCGACGUAUUAAA
Molecule: messenger RNA, 6132 nt
Organism: Osmia lignaria (orchard mason bee)
Lineage: Eukaryota; Metazoa; Arthropoda; Insecta; Hymenoptera; Megachilidae
Product: murinoglobulin-1
Cellular component (GO): extracellular region
Molecular function (GO): endopeptidase inhibitor activity
Source: RefSeq, a predicted model, not a curated record